Messenger RNA from Myzus persicae (green peach aphid), 1926 nucleotides. RefSeq lists its product as uncharacterized. Gene Ontology annotation, cellular component: NuA4 histone acetyltransferase complex; nucleus. Bases 276 to 1529 code for a protein of 417 amino acids. The record is from RefSeq and is a predicted model, not a curated record. Gene Ontology annotation, biological process: regulation of DNA-templated transcription; chromatin organization. The transcript is spliced from 11 exons. Lineage: Eukaryota; Metazoa; Arthropoda; Insecta; Hemiptera; Aphididae.
GUUCUUAUCAAUCGCUAUUCUCCGCCUUUGUGAUUUUGUAAUUAAUAGUUCAAUCUUUGUAGCGUCGGAGUUACUCAUUGCUCAUGGACUAUCGUCAUUUCAGCUUAAUAAAUUAGGUAUCAAACGAAUGUUGGGUUUUGCCUUUGACAGUUUAGUGUUUUUUACUUGUUGAAUUCUAAUUUUCAUCGUCAAAUAUUGUUUCAACAUUUAUCAUUGGGUAUUGAAUAAUUUUGAACGAGUUUUCAAAAUUGACUGACAAGUACAAUAAAAUAAAUAUGGAUUUGAAAUGUGAUCUGACGGAGCUCAAUGAACUAUUGAAUAUAAAAGAUACAAUUUCGGGGUCUACAAGAAAGAUAAUAUGUGCAAAUGGUUCAACUACUGAAGACAAUUCAGAAUUAAAUAUUUCUAAAAAGAUACCACUAGAAGUUGAAGAAAUAAAUCACACAGACCAAAGUAUGGACAUUUCUGAUAGUGAAUCCACUGUAUCUAUUAGCGAAAUUAGUGUUGACGAAAAUUAUGAUGAAAUAAAAUUUGGUAAACAAGCUGCUGUACAUGAAGAAUUAUACAGUACUGAUCAAAACGAACAAAGUGGAUCAUCCAAUUAUGUCAAUGUUGUUAACAAUAAUGACAGUGAUGAUAUUGAUUAUGAUGAAGAAAAUGUUGAAGGAGAAGAUUUGAUUGCUUAUGAUAUAAGUUUGGCGUUACCAACUAUCCAUGAACAUACACACAAUCGUGUUCACACUCGUGAAUAUACUCUUGAUCAAAGUCAUGAACAACUUACACAUCAGCAGAGAUAUGAACACACACUUGAAAAAAACUCUUGUCACAGACCAGCAUGCAAUAAAAUAGUUACGCCUGUUACACGUCGGAAUAAACCAAGAGCUGCAGCUAUUGAAGCAGCGGCUAAGAUUGCUAUAUAUUUCACAAAAAAGAAACAGCCAAAUAGCAAGAGAAAUGGUACUACAUUAUAUUAUUCUUGUGGUCAUCGUGAAAAAAUUGGCGGUACUUCAUUGAAACAUAUUGGUAUAAAAACGCCAGCGAUUAUGAAAGAAUCUCGUUUGUUGGAUGAACGCUUGAUGAAAACCACUUGUUAUGUUUCAAAAUUACCAGCUGCACUUACUGUUCAUCAAAUUUUACAUGAUUUCCAAAAAAAGGCAAAUUUGUGUGUAGACUUUGAUCUUAGCAUGGAUCUUAUAUUCACCGCUUUUAACCAUGCAUUACCUGCGUGGUGUUUAUAUUCCAUUGAAAAACUGCAGUAUGAUGAAAUAAUUAAAAAGUAUCCCAAUCGUCAAGUGUCUGAAUUGUAUGGUCUAGCUCAUCUCUUCAGGUUUAUUGUAUGCCUCCCAAGGUUGUACAAUAAAAUGAGACCUCAUCAUACUGAAUUUAACGUUCGUGUUACUGCAUUCAUGAAUGAAUUAAUGGAUUAUGUAAUUGAGGAAAACUUACGUGUCGACAUUGAAAAAGAUUAUGAGCAUGUAAUGCCUGAGUACCACCGAUUGAAUUAUUGGCAUAUUCAACAUCAGAUAUAGACGUUGAUGAGUAUCUAGUUCACUUAAAAAUCUAGUAUUAAUAUUAUCCUUAUAAUAAUUCAAUAAUACAUUAAUUUAAAAAAAUGUACAUUCAAUAAAUAUCUUUUUUUUUAAAUUCACGUAUAAUUAAUUAAAUUAUUCCAUUUACAAUUUGGCAAUGUAUCUGUACAACAUAAUUCCCUCAAUUCAAAAAAAUUUGUACUUUAAUUUAUUUUUCUCAUUUAAAAACAUGAAAUACUGUUGACACAACAAGUAAUUAAGUGUUUUUUGAUAUAUAAUACUCCUUUUAUUUAAAUAUAUUUGUAUUUUUUCAUUGGCAUUUGACAUUUUGUAUAAUAACAAAUAUUGUAAUUUUAAACUUUUAAAAUCAAUAAGAGAAAUAUAAAAGAGUACAAUU